Trichomonas vaginalis G3 is the source of this 1149-nucleotide messenger RNA. RefSeq names its product glycine-rich protein family. Lineage: Eukaryota; Parabasalia; Trichomonadida; Trichomonadidae. The transcript has a single exon. The record is from RefSeq and is a predicted model, not a curated record. The coding region runs from base 1 to 1149 and encodes 382 amino acids.
AUGAAAUCAUGUAGUUUAUAUAACGAAUCUGUUCCUGGUGCAGUCAAGAAGGUUUAUAUCAGCGCAAACCGAUAUAUUUUUGAAUAUCCAUGUGAAUCUCACUAUAUUUGCACAGAUUAUCAAAUCACACUUUCACGUGGUAAAUAUAUGUUUGAACUAUAUGGUGCAUCAGGUGGUUCUCUUAAUAAUAAAACAUCAUCAUAUCGAUUCGAAAAUAACUCUUGUAUUGACGAUUCCAUUGUUCGACGAUAUAACGGCAACACCAAUUGUGAACGAACUCCAAACAAUGGCGGCGCAGGAGGUUAUAUUUCUGGAACCAUUAUUCUCCAUUCUGACACCGUCACUUUUCUGACCAUUGGUGGCAAAGGGAUUUUUGGAUAUAAUAUCAAAGAAAAAAGUACAGAUAGAUGUUUUAAAGAAUAUCGAAUUAGAGGAGGCUAUGGUGGUGGUGGUAGCUCAGCUAAUUAUUUUGAUUCGUCAAAUUCUCUAUAUACACGUUCAGGAAGUGGAGGCGGUCAAACCGCUGUCAAAUUUUUGAAAAAUGAUUUAUGGCAUCGAGUAUUAGUUAGUGGUGGUGGAGGGGGAAUAGAUGAUGCUAAUGGUCAAUAUGGCAGCAGUGAUGAUGGCUCAGGAGGUGCAGGAGGAAAUCUUGUUGCACAAAGUUGGUUUCAGGAUGGAAAUCUGAAACAUGAAUAUUUUGCUAAUUCUACAAAUGGAUUCACGUUCGGAACAGGUGAAGCUUGUCGAUUCGGAUCUAAAAAGAAUCCGAAUUCAGUUCCAGAUGGGCACAAGUAUGAUAAUGCAGGUGCUGGAUCUGGCUGGUUUGGUGGGUUUUCAUCACAAAAUGGGAGAGGAGGUGCAGGUGGUGGAAGUUCUUGGGCAUUAUCACGUGAUGCGAUCAUCCCAGAAGGUGAUAUUGAAGCAACCGACGAAUUUUAUGAUAAUGCAGAAUCACAUCCAUAUGGAUUCACAAAGACAUCCGGCUAUUUAUUCACAGAUGUCGAACAUGCAGCCGGUAUCUGGAACGGCCAUGGACGAAUCAUCAUUACAUAUAUAAGUUCUCUUAAAUGUCCAUCUUUCAUAUAUUCUCUUCCUCUUAACAUCAACAUUCUAAUAUUCAUUAUCUUACUUGAUCAAAACUCAUCUUAA